CUUCAGUCCCACACUCCCAACAGCUUGUUCUCUCUUCUCUUUCAGUAGUCUACAACUAGGGAAAGCUUUCAGCUUCAGAAUCCAUCACUUUCCAUCGUCUAGCAUCGAAAUCAACAUGGCUAUUGUCUACGGAUUGCCCACAGUGGCUUCCACAGUAGCAGCAGCGCUUGCAAUUAUCGCUAUCAUUCUUGGAGCGCUGUCCUGGUCUCGUACAGCUUCACUUUACCUUCCCCUUCCUGAUUGGGUUCCAGCCAUCGCCACCCUCUUCCCUCCUCUUACAGCACUGGCACUGUAUCUUGCCAAUCAACUCGCCCAGCCAGCUGCAGAUAACCGCCAGUCAUCUAGCCCUUGGCGAAGACUCUUUCCCGUCAUCAACCACCUCCAAUCCAUCAUAACCACAGUCAUCGCCACCGUGGCCCUCGCCUAUCUGUACCCAGAGAGCAUCACCACUUGCCGACUAGAGCAGGAAUGGCAGUCAUACUUCCGCGCGAAAGAUGCUCAACCGAUCCGUGCUAUUCAAGACGAAUUCCGCUGCUGCGGAUUCCGGAGUAUCCAUGACCGAGCGUGGCCGUUCAAGGAUAAGACCACCGGGGAUGAUGCUUGUGAGGUACAAUUCAAUUACGGGACAAGCUGUCUGGUCCCGUGGAGACAGCAGCAACAGAGUGCUUCAUGGAUGGUUUUUGCAGCUGCUAUCUUGACUCUACUCAUGAAGGUUGCAUUAUAUCAGGCCCUGCGUCAGCGACCGAGCUGGAUGACAAUGCAAUUUGGCAGACAGGCACGCAGUCAGCAGCGGAUCACGCACGCUGCGCUGGAGGACGAAGACGCCAAUGAUGACGCGGAGGAGGGGCAGCGGGGAGCGUUCCUGCCUCGUGCGGGUCCAAGGUUUGACAAUGAGUGGAAUGAUCGCAGGAUGUAUGGUCCGUUAUCAACGAAGGUGCCGAGGCCUCUCGCAUCAAGCCAUGCAGUGGAUAUCUCCCAUGCCUCACCACGUGACAGUUGGACAUGUUACAACGUGUUCCCCGCGAUGGGCUCCAAAACCCUAGGCCUGAAGAAGUACUCACCGCGGUCUCGAACAGGGUGCCGGACGUGUCGUGCACGACGGAUUAAAUGCGACGAGACACCAGGACCAUCAUGCAAGAACUGCACGUCGACAGGUCGUACUUGCGACCGGUCCCCGCAGUUUCAGCUCCCCAUAAAAUCGCGCCUUCGACACGCUAGUCACCUGCACAACUACAUUUCCACCAACCUGCCCGGUAUGACAGCCGAUGAGCGCCGCUGUCUCGCCUUAUUUCAGACAUAUACGAUGCCCAUGCUGACCGGGUUAUGUGAUUCGGAACUCUGGCAACGGCUCGUGCUACAGAUGAGUCAGAUGGAGCCGGCAGUUGGACACGCUGUCGCAGCGCUGGGCGCAUUCCACGAAACUACGACUGUGGGUGUAGCUGGUAUGAACAACGAUUAUCGGCUCUUUGCACUGGAGCAAUACGGGCGCGCGAUUGGAGUGCUUCGCCGCCGUCUUGCAUCCGGGUCCGGGGAUCCCCAGCUACGGAUUACAGCGUUGGUGUGUUGUGUGAUCUUUGUGGUGCUAGAGUUAUUGCAAGAUAAUUAUGGAAACAUAUUGGUGCAUCUGAGAAAUGGGAUAUACAUCCUUAUGAAUGAGACUGGCCCGAAAGCGAGGGAAGCAAUAUUCAAAUCCCUUCCCGCUGGUGCGAAAAAUGAUAGUGAGCGAGAAGAGGAUGCGGUUUUCACGCAUAUGUUUGCGCAGUUGACGGUCCAGGCAGCGCAUUUCAGCGAGGAUUCCGUGAUGAGGUUGCAACCAUUGGAUGCGCAUCUCUCCACGGUCCAUUACGACAGUAUAGAAAUUCGCAGUCUAAUUGAAGCAAAGGAUACGUUGGACCCGUUGAUUGAUAGCAUGGUGCGCUUCUGGACGCGCUGCGAAAUAGAGCUUCGAGAUCGCUCCGCAGAUCAUUAUCCUCUCUAUGUCGAGCAACAACGGCAAUACAGUAACAUAAAACGCCAUAUCAACGCCUUUGAGACAUACGUGUCCCAAGCCCAACACUACUCACCCAAGGAAACUCGAGCUAUCGAUACAAUCCGCGUCAGUCACAUCGUCAUGAGUACCUAUAUCGCCACCUUCAUGGAUCUCACCGAGACCAUCUACGACCGAUUCCUAGCACGAUGGACCCGAGCCGUAAUUUUGACAGAGCAGAUCGUCGCCAGUCUUCAAACGGAAUACGCCCACAAGCAACGGCCACUUCCCAACGUCAUCUCCGAUAUUGGGGUCUUCGUCCCAUUGUUUUCGGUAGGGAUCAAGUGCCGCGAUGUGGGUAUCCGAGAGCGUGUGUUGAGGUUGUUCCGCACAUGGCCGCAUCGUGAAGGACUGCAUGACUCAAUGUCAUACUUAUACAUGGUGCGGGAAAUAGCGAAGCUGGAAGGGGAGGCAGCCGAUGCUAAUGGGUAUGUGCCGGAGAAGGCGAGGGUGCGAACGAUGAUGUUUGAAAAGGUUGGAGAUGGAAAGAAUGCGGUGCUACACUACGCGUUAUCGGAUCCAGAGGCGAAAGAAUUGGUAAUGAGGAGAAGAGUUUUUGUAAUGGAUGAAUUGAUAUAA
Aspergillus costaricaensis CBS 115574 is the source of this 2605-nucleotide messenger RNA. Its product is annotated as Zn(II)2Cys6 transcription factor. The coding region runs from base 116 to 2605 and encodes 829 amino acids. The record is from RefSeq and is a predicted model, not a curated record. Gene Ontology annotation, biological process: regulation of DNA-templated transcription. The transcript has 7 exons. Gene Ontology annotation, molecular function: DNA-binding transcription factor activity, RNA polymerase II-specific; zinc ion binding. NCBI's taxonomy places the organism in Eukaryota, Fungi, Ascomycota, Eurotiomycetes, Eurotiales, Aspergillaceae.